Molecule: messenger RNA, 1347 nt
Organism: Hymenoscyphus albidus
Lineage: Eukaryota; Fungi; Ascomycota; Leotiomycetes; Helotiales; Helotiaceae
Source: the annotation of a GenBank genome assembly
CUCACACAAAAAAGCGGGUACCUGCAUAACAAUUCAUCCAGCUGACACUCAUCACACCUUAUGCAGAUAUCGCUCCAUCUACCCGACGAAUAUUGAUUAAGGAUCUCCUGCUGUCCGACGACAUCUUUUCUAAAUUUUCCUCUCCCAAAGAUUCUAGAGCUCUGUUGGAUAUUUUGACGAUUUGAGGAUUUUUAGUUUAGGUUGAUUGGAAGUGACGACAUAAAUAUCUAGGUUUUUAUUUUUAGUACCCCUCGGUUGAUAUAAGUUUCGCUAAUUGGGGGAGGUAGAAGUAAAUUUAUCUUAGCUUGAUUCGCCUUUCUAUCCUUUCCUGGAACUACGAUUCAUCCUAUUCCAACAACCAAUUCCUCUCUUCCCACCCAACUCACCAAUUCCCUCCUAAACCCCCCUCAAAAUGGCACCCCUAACACCAACCUGGACGCAACCCUCCCACCCACACAUCCAAAAAGUCAUUUACGGAACAAACAGCUCCCAAGAAUUUACCUCCAAGUCCCUUUCUACAGUAGACCUCCCUCCCUUCGCCGUGUACGCGAAAAUGGAUUUCCCACCGUGUACAUACGCACCGGAAGCGACGUAUGCCACGGUGCAAUGUGGGAAGGGACGGCAUUUGAAUUUGAAUAGUGAUUUGGUUUAUAUUAAUCAUUCUUGUGAACCUAGUGUGGUGUGUAUUUCCUUUGCUUCCUCCCUUUUCCUUUUCAUUAUUUUCUUGACUCCACUGUAUAUUUCCGUCUAGAAGACGAGAAGAGAAAACAAUCAAACACCCCUCAACCACAACACAAAACACCCACUAACCCAAACACCACCCAGAUCUUCGAAACAACAACCCGCACAAUCCUCACCGGCCCCCAGGGUCUCAGAACCGGCCAAGAACUAACCUUCUUCUACCCCAGCACCGAAUGGGACAUGGCACAAGGCUUCCAAUGUCUCUGCAGCACGCCCUCCUGCAAAGGCCUCAUCACCGGCGCCAAAGACAUGACCUCUCAAAACCUAGCGGGGUAUUAUUUGAAUGGCCAUAUUAGGGAGUUGCUUGAGGAGAAGAAUGGUGGUAUGAAUGGUGUGGAUGAGAUGAAGGAGCUAUUGGAGGUGACGGUUAGGAAGGCGAGGGAGGCGUUGGAGAGUGCGGAGAGUGCUUUGGGUGGGUAUUCGAAGGUUAUGAGGGAGAUUGGGAGGGGUAUGAAUGGGAGUGGGAAGGAAGAGAAACGGAAUGGGGUUGGGAAGAUGAAUGGGGAGGGCGUUGGAGGGGGUGAUAUGUUGGGUUUUGAAGGGGCGGGUCGACGGGGUGUUACAAGUCGUGAGAUGAGUGGUGAGAUGGGUGGGGAUACUAUCUAA